AAUGUCGCAAGUCAACGUACGACGUACGACAGAUCUGAUUAGAUUCAAUUUCAAAAAACCUGAUGCAGGAUGGGUGUGAAGGAUUUAUGGUGUAUUUUAUCGCCUCUUUGCGAGACAAAACCACUGUAUGAGUUACAGGGAAAGACUAUCGCGAUCGAUUUAAGUGGAUGGGUCGUCGACAGUCAACUAAUUGUCGACAAUGCAAUACAACCAAAGAUGUAUUUAAGAAAUUUAUACUUCCGGACAUCAACUCUCCUUAUGCAAGGAAUAUUUCCAGUAUUUGUAUUGGACGGAGAAGCUCCUACUCUUAAGCACAAAACCAUUGCACGAAGGAACGACAUUCGCAAUGGGUUUCAAGAAAAAAAGACUGCGAGAAAAGUAGGAAGGACACAAUUUAAUAGAAUUCUAAAUGAAUGCAAACAACUAUUGAGAUACAUGGGUAUCACUUGUAUACAGAGUAAUGGUGAAGCAGAAGCUUUGUGUGCCUAUUUGAAUGAAGAUGGGCUUGUUGAUGGAUGUAUAAGUCAAGACAGUGAUUGCUUUUUGUACGGUGCAAAAGUAGUGUACAGAAACUUUUGUACAAGUACUAAUGGAAAUCGUGGAGGUUCAGUAGAUGUCUACAGUCUGGACAGGAUAGAAGAGUCAUUGAACAUAGGACGUAAUAAAAUGAUAGCAUUGGCCUUAUUGUGUGGUUGUGACUACGACGAAGGAGUAAGCGGUGUUGGAAAGGAAGCAGCUUUAAAAUUUUUUAAGACUGUAGAAGAUGACAAUGUCUUACAAAGAAUUCAUGAGUGGAGAACUGAUAGAAGGUUGGUUAGAGCUGAGUGGGAUUUGCCAAAUUUAUGCACAUCAUGUGGUCAUCCAGGAAAGUUGCAGAGACACACAAAAUCAGGCUGCACCGAUUGUGGUACACUUACAAAGUGUAACAAUGACUUCAGAGACAAAAGGAUAUUGUUGUUAAAUGAAAUUUCUCUAAGAAAAAAAGCAACUCAGAAGGAAAAUUUUCCAAAUCAAGAGUUAUUAGAGGAAUUUCUUGUCAGAAAAGAUUCGGUUCCAACUAAAUUAGAUAUAGAAUGGAAACAACCUCAAAUCAAUCAGUUUAUUGAUUUUAUGGACAAACAUCUUUGUUGGGAACCAAAAUAUGCGUUUGAAAAAAUAUUCACGUUGUCCACUAGAUGGCAACUUUUACAUCUACCAAAUCUCACGCUUGAUGAACGUUUACUCGUGCCAAACUUAUUUAUUCCUGAUAAGAUAUUAAAAAUACGUAAUAUAAGAUCGAUAGCUAGUUAUGAAAUUAUUUGGAAUAACGAGCACAGUGCAAUAAAAUUGUUGAAAGAGUAUCAAGAGCAAGCAAGAGAAAAUGUUGAUAACGUAAAUGAUAUUGUUUUAACGAGCAUUGAGCCGCAAGAUUUGGUUCAAAAAUGUUAUCCCGAAUUAGUCAAAAUAUUUGAAGAUACUAGAACUGUAAAACCGAAGAAACGAACCGCAAACUCGCGGAAAAAGCAACCUUUGAGAGAAGUAACAAAUCUCAAAGAAAAUAAUACUGAAGUACAACAAACCGCAAAAGCGCAGUCAAAAAAACCACAAAAGAAAACUGUGAAAGAAAGCAAAAAUAAUAGGAAGGUAGACGAUUUUGCAUCUGACGAGCCUCUUGCGUCUUUAGAACGAUCUUUUGAAGAAAUAGCGAUCGCUCCUAAAAGAUCGAGACGGCAAAAUACUUUGAAUAAACUGAAUGAAGUAAGAUUAAACGACGUGCAUGAGAGCUUUACCGUGAGGAACUCAAGACAAAUGAAACGCGGGCCACAAUUUGAAAGAGUACUGGAAACGGAGAGAGUUACUUCUUCUAGAUUGAAUAAUACAAUCGAUAGAAUGUUUAACGAUCUUUCGCCCGAUGAUUUCAUAAGCGAAAACGAAGAUAACGAUCCGGACAUGACGAAUGUGAUAGAAGAUAUAUGUAGCAAACAGAUAUUUCAAUUGACCGUAGAGAACUGCCACUGCACACAAUCUACCGAUCGAUCUGUAGAAAACAAUUUGGAGAAAUGUACAAAACUUGACAAAUCUUUGACACUCGUUACGAAAGAUAUUCUCGUCAUCGAUAUCGAAGACGAGAACAAACAAGCAGAUAAAUCUACUGACGAAUUCGGCAACAUAAGUGAAUCGUAUAUUCCUAUUAAUCAAAGGUUAGAAAUACGACAAGAAAAAAACAAACGAACGUGCAAUCAAACGAGGAAAAAAUUGAGCUUUAACUUCGAAAAUAUUAUGAAUGAAACCGACAGCGAUAGCACUAUCGUGCUAUCUGAUACAGAUACAUAUCAGUAAUAUCAUAUGACAGUUUUUUUUACUAUAAAGCAUGAAGAAAUCCUGAAGAUGUUUUAUCGAUACAUUUUUAUUUAUUUUAUUUUUCUGAUCAGAAUGUUAACAGUAUGAAGAUAUUAAAUAUCACGCAUGUGUAUUUUGUUUUUAUUAUUGUUGUUAAUGAGUGUGUAUAAUUUUAUUAACUACAAAUAUAAAAAAUAUGUUUUAGUAAAACUUAUAUAUAUGAAAAAAAGAGCACAUAUAUGUUAUAACGAAAUAAAGAUGUAAAAAUUCAUCUUUACAUUU
Pseudomyrmex gracilis is the source of this 2601-nucleotide messenger RNA. It is a transcript of the gene Gen, whose product is annotated as flap endonuclease GEN. The record is from RefSeq and is a predicted model, not a curated record. The coding region runs from base 70 to 2319 and encodes 749 amino acids. NCBI's taxonomy places the organism in Eukaryota, Metazoa, Arthropoda, Insecta, Hymenoptera, Formicidae. The transcript is spliced from 6 exons. Gene Ontology annotation, molecular function: 5'-flap endonuclease activity; four-way junction DNA binding.